AUGUUUCUCUACCAACUACUCAACUUUUUCUUUGUAGCUUCCAAAAAGGAGGACAACUCUAAAUAUGACUUGUCCCUAUACAAGCGUGGGGAUCUCUUAGAAGUCCCCAGGACGUUAUUCACCCAUUUUGGUAUCUACUUGGGUGACAACCGUGUGGCUCAUCUCAUUCCGGACAUCCUGCCUGUGAUUACCAAGAAUACAUCUGCAAUUGCCAAGAUGGUAACAAAUAACCGUUUGCUGCUUGGGGUUAUCACUAAGGUUGCCAGCGUCAGAGUGGACUCUGUGGCAGAUUUUGCUUAUGGCUCAGAAAUUCUGAUCAACCACAUGGACAAAGUGUGCACCAAGCCUCCGUUGGAUGGGGAUGAGGUGGCUCGAAGGGCUGAGAAACUCCUGGGCUCUGUCACCUACAGUUUACUGUGGUACAACUGUGAACACUACGUCAUGUACUGCAGAUAUGGCAUGGCUAUCAGCUACCAGACGUACCAGUUCUGCACGACAGUGAGGAAGAUUGUCUGCAGCAGGAUGAGUGCCUAUCUGACAGCGCUGUGUGGUGUGGGAAUCAUGCUGUAUCUGGGCUGCGUGACGCCACUGACCAUUUUACCAACUCUGCUCAUCUCAUUCACCAUCUGGAUGGCGGCUUAA
Toxotes jaculatrix (banded archerfish) is the source of this 642-nucleotide messenger RNA. Its product is annotated as lecithin retinol acyltransferase family protein. NCBI's taxonomy places the organism in Eukaryota, Metazoa, Chordata, Actinopteri, Toxotidae. Gene Ontology annotation, molecular function: phosphatidylcholine-retinol O-acyltransferase activity. Bases 1 to 642 code for a protein of 213 amino acids. The record is from RefSeq and is a predicted model, not a curated record. Gene Ontology annotation, biological process: retinol metabolic process. The transcript is spliced from 2 exons.